This is a messenger RNA of Drosophila arizonae, 462 nucleotides long. RefSeq names its product acylphosphatase-2. Lineage: Eukaryota; Metazoa; Arthropoda; Insecta; Diptera; Drosophilidae. Gene Ontology annotation, molecular function: acylphosphatase activity. The record is from RefSeq and is a predicted model, not a curated record.
ACUUUUUGAAUUUUUUGAAUUUCUGUAAUUUGUUGAAAUAAUGAAUACCAAAAUUAAACAAUCGAAGGAAAUAAUAUCAAAAUUGCCGACUGAAUCAAUUAGCCAUAAAAUGGACGGUGAGAAAAGGAUUUAUAGCUCGAUGUUUGAGAUCUAUGGGCGUGUGCAGGGUGUAUAUUUUCGUAAGCACACACAAAUCAAGGCCAAGCAGCUUGGACUGAAUGGCUGGUGCAUGAAUACCCAGGAAGGCACCGUUAAGGGAAUUAUGGAAGGACCACAAGACAUGCUAUCCGAGAUGCGCUUGUGGCUGCAGCACAAGGGCAGUCCACGUUCCAUAAUUGAAAAAGCCGUCUUCACGCCUUUCGAGCCCAUCCCCAAUCACAAUUACCACACUUUUUCAAUCAAACGUUAAGCAUUAGCUCAACCUACUUCUACUAAAUAAAGACAAGACUAAAUGUUACUAAA